Molecule: messenger RNA, 1119 nt
Organism: Oldenlandia corymbosa var. corymbosa
Lineage: Eukaryota; Viridiplantae; Streptophyta; Magnoliopsida; Gentianales; Rubiaceae
Source: the annotation of a GenBank genome assembly
AUGGAUUCAACUUCGGCAACACCCAACUUGGAUUCUCUGCCGGAAGAAACUCCGGUUGAAUCUCCGUCGGAUGAAGUUUCCGAUCAUGUUAAUGAGCUUCCUUCGGCAUUCGCUUCUGUGCCUCCUCGUCCUUCAAUUCAAGCUCCUUCUCAAAAGUAUGCACCUUUGGAUUGGUCUGACUAUUUCGACCGUGAGGAUGAUGUUCACAUCCCUGGUUCCAACGAUGUGUUUCAUGUAUACCAGGCAGGAACAGAAGGACCAGUUGUUUUUUGUUUACAUGGAGGAGGUUAUUCUGGGCUUUCAUUUGCUUUAUCCGCGAGUAUUCUUAAGGAGAAAGCUCGUGUUGUUGCUAUGGACUUCCGUGGUCAUGGGAAAUCAGCCACAGAAAACGAACUAGAUCUAUCUGUUGAGACUCUGUGCAAUGACGUGGUAGCCGUUUUAAAGACAAUGUACGGUGAUUCUCCUCCUGCGAUUGUGCUUGUUGGCCACAGUAUGGGAGGCUCCGUUGCAGUUCAUGUUGCAGCAAGGAAAGUGCUACCUAGCUUGGCUGGGCUAAUUGUGGUGGAUGUUGUAGAGGGAACAGCGAUGGCUUCAUUGGUUCAUAUGCAGAAAAUUCUUGCAAACAGGAUGCAGCAUUUCCCUACUGUUGAAAAAGCGAUUGAAUGGAGUGUCAGAGGAGGCUCUUUGAGGAAUAUUGAUUCUGCCCGUGUGUCCAUCCCUAGCACUCUAGCUUAUGAUGAUUCAAAAAAAUGUUACACCCACAGAGCAAAACUGGAGGAAACGGAACAAUAUUGGAGAGGCUGGUAUGAAGGCCUCUCAGAAAAAUUUUUGUCGUGCCCUGUACCUAAGCUCUUGCUUCUGGCUGGAACAGAUAGGCUUGACAGAACUCUCACGAUAGGUCAAAUGCAAGGCAAGUUCCAGAUGGUGGUUGUAAGGCAUACAGGACAUGCUAUACAGGAGGAUGUGCCCGACGAAUUUGCUAGUCUGAUUCUAAAUUUCAUUUCCCGAAACCGUAUAGGCCCUCGUGGAAUUGAGGUUAGUGUUCUUAAACUCUUGUGCACGCACUUUGAUUAUUACGCUGUUAUGGUUGCCUUGCUUUCUUUGGAGAAUUUGGUUUGA